AAUGGUAGAAGUGCCCGGCGCCGGCCACGCGCCAACCUAAUAGUUUGUAUGACCGACAAAUAACCCGACACGCGCAGAUUAAAAAAAAAUCCGAUCGGCGCGCGCUCUGGAAUCCUAAAGAAAUGAAUCAAGAUGAACGGCACGUGUGAAACCAUAAUAAUGUAGCAAGGCAGUAACGCCCGCGGCGUGUUUUCCAUUCCCCGACUAGGUGAUGUCACCGUAAAUUUGGCUAAAAUAUCUGAAAAGGAAAGGAAGAGAAAAACACACAGAAAAGGAAGUCUUCGAAGAACUCCGAAAAAACAUCGGCGUGAGGAGGGGUGUCGCCGGGAAUGCCAACGAGAAAUAGAUUUUCCUUCACUUUAUAACUAAGGAAGGGAAUUUACGAACUCGCUGGAUGACAUUUUGAAUGGUUCUGUUUACUAGGAGAUAUAUUUUUGGAUGGAUGGAUUAAUGUGGAUAUCAGUGAAGUUAUUAUUCGCUUGUACCAGGUAGAAGUCAGGUGAACACCUGUGGAUGAGACUAUGUGGUCCUCAGCACUCUCCAUCCUGCUGUUUUAUCACAUCCUGUUUCAGACCACAGGAGGCAGCCGUACACCUGUGACAGGUGUCCGCUGUCCUCCCUUGCAGGUGGAAGACUGGGAUGUUCCCCAGGGGGCCAGGUCGAACAUCACAGGUUUUAAUCUGGUGCAGCGUUUGUCUCUGUGGGAGGCCCCUGAGGUGGAGAAGAUUUGGAACCCAAAAGGCUCGGUGGUCCUGAGGCUGGGCAGGGUCUCAGUCACCACAGCAACCAGACAGGUGUUUCCUGACGGUGUACCUGAGGAGUUUACGCUGGUCUUCACCUUGCGGGUGAGGAAGAGGUCUGUGCAGGACCAGGUGUCCCUGCUGCUGCUGACAGAUGAACAGGGAACUCCCCAGUUCUCUCUGGAUCUCAGUGGGGCGGGGCGUACCCUCUCCCUGCUCUGGACUCAGGGGGGCGGAGCUGGGCUCAGGGAGCAUUUGAUUGGCUGUGUGUUCAGCGGGGAGGGGUCAGGGUCGCUCUUUGACUCCCAUUGGCACAAGGUUGUGCUGAGCGUGCAGGAGGGUGUGGCCUCGCUGUAUGUGGACUGCGGCUCCAUAGAGACCAGGCCUCUGGGACCCAGGGCACGGCUGACCACACUGGGACACACUCACCUGGGCACCCACUCCACGGACAGGAGCCCUGCACAGCUGGAUGUUCAGCAGGUGAUGCUGUACUGUGACCCCUCCCUUGGUGAGCUGGAGGUGUGCUGUGAGAUCCCUGGAUCCUGGUGCCCCCCCAGUGCCGUUAAGAGUCGGCGAGACACAGACAGCAGCUUCUUCAGCAACCGGUUUGAUCUGGGGCUACAGUCCAAUGCCCAGGUUGAAGGGGGUAAUCUGGGAAACGCAGGACUUUCUGCCUUUAAAGGGGAGAAGGGAGAUCCGGGGCUGGGCUGUGCUGGAUCGAGAUUCCCAAGCUCAUGCUCAGAGGGACCCCGGGGAGAGACGGGCCAGAAGGGAGAGCCGGGGGAGGCAAACGUGGCGGGAGAGCUUCAUAACUGGGGCACCUGGGCCCUGAAACUUAAGGGGUCUAAAGGUGACAAAGGAGCCAGAGGUCUUCCUGGUGUCAAAGGGGUCCCAGGAAAAGCCGGUGCAGAAGGCUCAUUCUGUGUUGUCGGGCCCAAAGGCCUGAAGGGGUCCACAGGUGCGGUUGGGCGGGAGGGGAAACCAGGUUUACCUGGACGUCCUGGAAAACCUGGGAUCGGGAUACCAGGUCCCCCUGGGAAGCCUGGAGGACCCCCCGGAACCAAAGGGGCCAAGGGGGAUUCUGGGACUCCUGGCACAGAUGGUAACCCUGGAGACCCUGGACCCCAAGGCCCAGCUGGGGAUCAGGGUCUGAAGGGAGACCCCUGUGAGCCAUGUCCAGUGCUGGUUCCAGAUUUGGGGCCCAAAGGGGAGCGUGGGGCCCCGGGACUGGGAGAACAGGGCCCCCCGGGUCCUCAGGGUGUGAAUGGGACAUCAGGCCCUAAGGGAGAACCAGGGUCAGAUGGAUCCAAAGGUGAAAAGGGGGAGCCGUGCACAGAGCCAGAUGGGGUGAAGCCUAACCCUAUGCAGGAUGCCAGGAAGGGGCAGAAGGGAGAGACGGGAGAUCCAGGUGUGUGUGCGCCUAAAGGAGACAGAGGAGAGCCUGGGCCAGCAGGCCCGAAGGGGGUCGAAGGUCAGAAGGGUACUCCUGGUCCCAGGGGUGCGGGGGGCAGGUUGGGACCAAGGGGGCCGCGUGGUGAGAAUGGAACAGUGGGGCCCAAGGGUGACGUUGGGCAGCCAGGCCUGGAGGGGGCAGCAGGGAGCAGGGGGCAAAAGGGUGAUCCAUGUACUGGGCCUCCGGCUGAGUGGAAGCGUCAUGUGAUCACCAAGAUCCCAGGAACCCCUGGGGAGCCAGGCCCUGCAGGAACCCCUGGAAAGACCAUUAAAGGGUCACAGGGAGAUCCAGGUGUGUCAGGGCCUAAAGGAGACAGAGGUGAACCUGGCCUUCCAGGACCUGAGGGGCCCCCAGCUGCCCCAGGGCCCCCGGGACUGGGUGGAGUGCCAGGGGGCAGAGGACAGGCUGGCCAGAAGGGUCAGAAGGGGGACUCCUGUGGAAUCUGUCUAUCUAACCUCACGGGGGUUCCAGCUGCAGUGGGAUCUCAGGGGCUGAAGGGGGAGAUGGGGGAACCUGGCCUCCCCACUCCAGGCCCUCCUGGGGCACAUGGUGAGCCUGGUCCUCCUGGCAUUGCUGGCUCUCCAGGUGUAAAGGGCAAACAGGGUCCAGAAGGAGUUGCAGGCAUGGGGAUCCCUGGCCCUAAGGGAGAAGUCGGAACCAAAGGCCUUCCUGGUGAUAUGGGUCUCCCAGGGGAAAAUGGACUUCUUGGUGACCCUGGAGUCAAAGGACAGAAGGGUGAAGAGGGUGAGAUGGGACCUCAGGGGCCCCAACGGGUCAGAGUCACAGGACCAGCAGGGCCCCCUGGUGCACACGGCACUCCUGGACUGUCUGGUGUGCCAGGAAAGUCAGGCCAACCGGGACAAAAUGGGACCAAAGGUGACAAGGGUGAUCUGGGAGAGUGUAACUGUCAGCUCACAAACUUCAUCAACACAGGAGUACAAGGGCCCCCAGGACCCCCCGGCCCCCCCGGCCCUCCGGGGCCAGCAGGCUCUGAUGGUUCACCUGGAGGGCAGGGCGUCCCUGGUAAUGACGGGGCCCCUGGGCAGCCAGGUCUACCUGUUACUCCGACUCCUCUCCCACUCCUCCAGACCAACCUCAAGGUGGUUUGUGAGGACUGCACUCUGGGAGGUCCGGGUGUGCCGGGUGUGAGGGGUAUAAAAGGAGAGAAGGGAGAGCCUGCAGAGGAGGGGCUGCCUGACGACUGUGAGCGUUGCAUCCCGAGUCAUCCGAGUGAGGAAACGCCGUCGUUUGGGGGUUCGGGGUGCCAUGGGGUGCCAGGGAUUCCUGGUCCGCCAGGACCUCCCGGUCAGAAGGGGGAGCAGGGUCCGAAGGGACUCAGUGGCCCCAUUGGACAAGGGGGACCUCCAGGGUUCCAAGGCCCUCCUGGGAAACUGGGGCAGAAGGGGGAGAAAGGCCAGCCAGGAGAGCUGGGAAGGAAAGGACAACAGGGCUCUCCAGGGAAGCAGGGCUAUCCAGGAGCGCUGGGCCCCCCUGGGAUUUACGGUCUGAAGGGUGAAAUGGGGGAGACAGGUUAUGUGGGGAAGAGUGGAGAAGCAGGAGUAGCAGGACGUCCCGGACAGCCGGGACUCCCUGGCCCAACGGGACCAAAAGGUGCUGUGGGUGAUACAGGACUGCCUGGAGAGAAGGGGGAGCAGGGUUCCCAAGGACCACUGGGGCUCCCAGGACUAGAAGGACUUCCUGGAUUCACUGGCACGUCAGGCCGUCCGGGCCCCCCCGGCCCCCCUGGAGAAAAGGGCAGCCAGGGAGAAGCGGGCUCUGAGGGACCCCCUGGAACCCUCGGCCGGCCUGGGACCCCAGGACCCCCGGGGCCUCCAGGGAUUCCUGGCUCGGAUGGAAAGGAGGGGUCACCUGGAGUCAAGGGAGAUGCAGGUUUUGCUGGCCCUCCUGGACCCAGCGGCCUCCCAGGAACCAUGGGAAUUCCAGGGCCUUAUGGCCCCCCAGGGCCAAAGGGAUGUGUUGGUCCUCCAGGUCCAUUUGGAUUACCAGGCCUCCAAGGAAUGGAGGGUGACCUUGGAAUGCCCGGUGAAGAGGGAUCCCAGGGGCCCCCAGGAACCCCUGGAUCUCAAGGUCCAUCUGGUCCACCCGGUCCACCUGGACCACACGGCCCAGACGUUCAGGGAGAAGAGGGGGACAGAGGGGCAGCCGGGGAAAGAGGAGUACCAGGACUGGCAGGCUCUCCUGGGCCUACAGGACGUCCCGGUUCAGCAGGGGAGCCGGGCAAAGAUGGUUCUCCAGGCAAAGACGGGUCUCCAGGACACCCAGGAAUGAGGGGGCCCCCUGGUCAGAAGGGGGAGGCGGGGCCUGUAGGGCCGAGGGGUACCCCAGGGGAGCCAGGUGACCCCGGCCCGCCCAGCGGGGGGUACUCCUCGUGGAAGUCCUCUGGUGGGGGUCUGAGGGGCCUCAUGGGCCCCCACGGGGAGCCUGGAGAGGAGGGGGACCCCGGCCCCCCAGGGUCCACCGGCACCCCCGGAACACCAGGGUUACCUGGGAUACAGGCUCCAGUGAACUAUGAUGAAAUUGAGAGCUUAAUUCGCCAGCAGGUCAAUAGGAUCUUUGAUGAGCGGCUGGUCUCCUUCCUGUCCCACAGACAGGCGCCGCCGGGCGUGGUCUCCCCCCGUGGCCCUCCGGGGCCCCCUGGGCAGGACGGAGUACCUGGGGAACAGGGCUGUGCCGGCCAGCCCGGCCUACCUGGACAACCUGGCCAGCACGGGCCCGGGGGACCUCCAGGUGCGGUGGGGGUGAAAGGGCAGAAGGGGCCGGUGGGGGACGCAGAGGUGGGGCGCAGGGGCAGGUCUGGAGCUCCAGGCGUUCCCGGGCCCCCAGGCUAUGGGACAGUAGGCCCCCCAGGACCGGUGGGACAGCAGGGCGUGCCGGGCCCCCCAGGGCCCCCGGGCCCCCCCGGACAGGCCGGGGAACGAGGCCGGUGUGACCCCUCCGGCUGCCGAAACAUACGGCCCGUUCAGUUCAUCCCUAAGGGCCCUCUGUGGAGGGGAUGAGUACAGAGGAGAGGGGG
Messenger RNA from Anguilla anguilla (European eel), 5227 nucleotides. RefSeq names its product collagen alpha-1(XVI) chain-like. Bases 522 to 5210 code for a protein of 1562 amino acids. The record is from RefSeq and is a predicted model, not a curated record. The transcript has 69 exons. NCBI's taxonomy places the organism in Eukaryota, Metazoa, Chordata, Actinopteri, Anguilliformes, Anguillidae.